This is a messenger RNA of Eurytemora carolleeae, 1673 nucleotides long. RefSeq names its product GDP-fucose protein O-fucosyltransferase 2. The record is from RefSeq and is a predicted model, not a curated record. NCBI's taxonomy places the organism in Eukaryota, Metazoa, Arthropoda, Copepoda, Calanoida, Temoridae. The transcript has 18 exons. Gene Ontology annotation, molecular function: peptide-O-fucosyltransferase activity. The coding region runs from base 20 to 1327 and encodes 435 amino acids. Gene Ontology annotation, biological process: protein O-linked glycosylation via fucose.
UUCAGAAGAAAAUUAUAAAAUGUGUCAAAUUAAAUAUGCUUUCAUUACUGUGAUAUUAACACUGGGAGCUGAACCCGGAAAAGGUGGGACUAAAGAGCAGAAGAAGUAUAUACUGUAUGAUGUAAAUCCUGGAGAAGGUUUCAAUCUCAGGAGAGACGUUUUUAUGAGAAUGGCAAUAAUGGUGAGAAAACUGAACAUAGAGAAUCCAGACACUUCAUUUAUUCUAGUUCUGCCUCCUUGGGGACAUCUUUACCACUGGCAGACAAGGGAGUUGGGACCUCAGAAUAAAAUACUCUGGAGCAAAUUCUUCGAUGUUCAGAGCAUCAAUUAUUUUGUUCCUGUUAUAGAAUUUUCCGAUUUUCUGGUUAAAGAAGGAUACAGUAUCAACACAGUUUACUAUUUACAGGGAUAUAAAGGAGGUUGGACGGAUGGAAAAUAUGAGGAGAAGUACAAUAUUACAGACUGUUUGAACGAGAUGGUUUAUCAGAAAGACGUGAACGGACGUUAUACUGGAUUCUUCUGGGGUUACAGUAGUGUGAGGGCUGAUAAUUUUGAGUGUAUGUCCGUGCAAGGAGCAACCAGGGUCUUAAACAAGUUCCUCGUAGAGUCACCAGAACAGAGUAUUAUGCUUGAUAGAGCAGAAUCCCUACUCCAUGAUUUCUUCGGAGAUGAGAAUUACUGGGGAAUCAGAAGAGCCAUGAAAUUCUCUAAAACUCUUGUAAAGAUAGCAGAGGCAUUCAGAAUAGAUGAAUUGAACUCCGAUGAUGAAGAUGAUAAUUCAGUUGUCCCAGAUGACUGGAGAGAGCAGAGAACAGAGAGAGAGGAGCGCGGAGGACCCUAUCUUUGUGUUCAUCUCAGAAGAAGGGAUUAUGUACGUGCCCGGGAGGGACAGAUUCCUUCCAUAAGAGGAGCAGCUGAACAGUUGAGAAAGAAACUGGAAGAGCAAGGGUUGGACACCUUGUAUGUUUCUACUGAUGCACCCUACCAUGAGUUUGAACAACUUAGAGACUAUUUGACGGAUUUUAAUGUUGUCAAGUAUACACCAUCAGCUGAAGUUCUUAAAAAGUUCAAGGACGGAGGUGUUGCUAUACUUGAUCAAAUUAUCUGUUCUCAUGCAAAGUAUUUUGUUGGUUCAUACGAGUCCACUUUUUCAUUCAGAAUACAAGAAGAAAGGGAGAUCAUGGGAUUUCCAGUUAAGUCAACAUUUGACAUGCUCUGCCCUGAUGGGAAGGACAAAUGUGAGAAGGGUUCUCAGUGGAAGAUAGACUGGGGGAAACCAGGGAAGGAUUGGAGAAUAGAUUCAAGUACACCACAUGUUGAACUUUGAAAAGAAGAUAACAUGAAUAGUAAUGGGCCUACUAUUGACCCCUGUGUGCCCAACAGAAGUAAAUUGUAACACCUGAACCUGGAUGUAACUAUUCUGUCAAAUUAUCAAUGCAUUUUACAAAACAGUAUUCUCUUUACUUCUGUCUUCAUUCCUGAAAGUGAAUUGAAUUUGAAUAUUUACAGUUUAAAAAUACCCUACAUGAAUAAAUUACCUUAAGAAGCUGGUGAUUUGUUUGGUAAGAUUACCUUACCCUCAUCACCUUCUGGUGAUUGGUAGUGCCACAUUAGGUUAGCUUGUAAUACAUGUAAAAAUUUAGAUAGGUAAAAUAAAUUUCUUUUGACAACUA